This is a messenger RNA of Moesziomyces antarcticus, 936 nucleotides long. RefSeq lists its product as uncharacterized. Lineage: Eukaryota; Fungi; Basidiomycota; Ustilaginomycetes; Ustilaginales; Ustilaginaceae. Gene Ontology annotation, biological process: mitotic sister chromatid segregation; kinetochore assembly. Gene Ontology annotation, cellular component: nucleus. Bases 1 to 936 code for a protein of 311 amino acids. The transcript is spliced from 4 exons. The record is from RefSeq and is a predicted model, not a curated record.
AUGACAGGAAGCAACUUUCACGACUUGGCAGAGAUUCUGCGCGAGGCGGCACUGCAAGAAGCCGCGAACCGGACAAAGCAGCGCUCACAACUCAUCGCAUCUGUCACAGCAGCGGGCUCGGAUCAACUCGAGCUUGACGCGCAAAGCGAGGCCAAAGCAGACGAGUUGCUGGCGGUAUACGAGGAUGAAAAAGCCAAGAACGAUGCGCUCGCAAAGUCGCUAGACAAGAGACUCGAGGAGCUGGCCAGGACCGGCGCGGGCAGAACCGAUGGGAAGACCGAUGAUGACCAGCGCAGGUUGGAACUCGAGUGGCAACAACUCGACUUUGCCAUAUCGGCGCUGGAAAAAGAGAACAAGCAAGCACCGGCUCUGGAGUCGGCGACGGUGCUCGACGUUCGCACUCGCAGCGAGCUGCACGAUCUCAACACACAGUACGCGUCGGCUCUUGACAUGCUCAAAGCGGAGCUUGGGGCGGAACGCGAGGCACUUGCGCGCGAGAAGCAGCUGCGUGCCGAUUUGGAUGUGGUGCAGGUGGGGCUCACCAGGCGUCUUGCGCAGCUGCAGCGUAAACGGACGCAGGAUCUCACCUCGGAAUCUGCCUUACGCGAUUUGUCGCGCAAGUUCCGACGCGAGGAGCACGUGUUCAAGGAGCUACUCGCCCAACUCAUCGAUAUGGGCAGUGCCCUGUUCGGUGCGGACAACCGCAAGGUGGUGACGUUGCGCCAUUACCUGGACGAGUUUAUGAACCAGGCUUGGGACCAUCCCUUAGAUCCGUGGGUGAGCGCAUCUAAGCUCGCACUCCGACGCACCGGCGGCGAGGUCGACGAUGCAAUCAUCGAGCUCUUCCUGCGCGCCAACAUUGUCGUCGCACACCCCAAAGACGCACGUCGCUGGAGACUCGUUGCCUUCCACAAACCCACCAGAUCGUCAUCGUGA